This is a messenger RNA of Durusdinium trenchii, 1593 nucleotides long. Lineage: Eukaryota; Dinophyceae; Suessiales; Symbiodiniaceae. The record is from the annotation of a GenBank genome assembly.
AGCCAUUUGGCCCAGAAGCGACGUGUGAUGCCCGUAUAGUUAUUGUGUGCCCGUCAAGACGCAGUGAAAGAGGCGCGCGCUUGAACCUGCGCCUUCACACAAUUGACCUCAUGGCGCCCGUACAGGAGCGCUCUCGUUGCUUCAAUUUCAGCGCUGGCCCCGCAAUGCUUCCGGACCUGGUUCUGGAUAAGAUUGUUGGGGAGCUGGGCGACUACGAUGGCUUGGGGAUGAGCAUCUUGGAAAUGGGGCACCGAGACGCCGGUGGGCCAGUUCAAGAAGUCUUGCAGGAGGCCACGGACUGCGUCCGUCACAUCCUUGGCGUCCCUUCCAAUUAUGCGGUCAUUUGGCAACAGGGUGGUGCACAUGGACAGUUCGCAGCUGUGCCCCUUAACCUUCUAAGAGACAAGACGCAGGCCGACUAUGUGGAUACCGGGGUUUGGUCCCGGCGGGCAAUGAACGAGGCGCGGAAGUUUUGCACUGUGCGGGUCUGUGCAGAAUUGAGAGAGGAGGGUGGAAGACUGGAAGUUCCUCCAGUCUCCGAGUGGAAUUUGUCAGAUGAGUCUGCCUAUGUACAUAUUUGUGGAAAUGACACAAUCAGCGGCGUCGAGUUCCUUGAGGAUCUCGACCUCGGUGAUCGCCUUCUAGUGGCCGACUUCACCUCGACCCUCCUUUCGCGCCCGGUGAACAUCUCCCGGUAUGCCGCAUUGUACUGCUCUGCGGGCAAGAAUUUGGGCCCAGCGGGCGUUUGCCUUGUCGUCGUUCGCAGGGACCUGUUGGAUUUUGCCUUGCCGCAGACACCUAUGGUCUUGCAUUGGAAGGCAGCGGCGGAGACAUCUCCGAUCCCGUCACUGGCCAACACGCCCCCAGUCUUCUCGAUCUUUGCUUGUGGCCAUGUUCUGAAAGGCUUGCGAAGGUCCUUCGGCGAUGUGGGGACCUUGGACAAUGUCAAGCGGCGCACACAGCGCCGCGCAAGCGCUGUCUAUAAAAUCAUCGACGAAUCAAAUGGAUUUUACAUUAACAAGGUCGCAUCCGCUGUUCGCUCGCAGACCACGAUUUGCUUCACCUUUGGCAGGGAUGCAACAGUGCAGCGCCAGUGGACAGGUAGCAUCACCGACACUGUGAAGCCUACAGAUCUUGAAGAGGGUUUUAUGCGAGAAGCCAAACAGCGAAGAAUGAAUGGCCUUGCUGGUCACCCAGCUUUUGGAGGCAUCCGGAUUUGCCUAUACAAUGGCCUGCCAGAUGAAGCUGUGGACGAGGUCCUCCGCCUCCUGCGGGACUUCGCUGUGGCAGAGUCAGGUGGCCUGGAAAAGAUCUGCAACUGCAAGGUAAUUACUUGCCUGGACACCUGUUCAAGAAGCAUCAAGGCAAUCAAGGAGGAACACCCGACAGCAAGUCCGACGAGAAGCUGUUUGGAGCACAACUUGCGGCCGAUGCCAGUCCUUUGAUCAAAGCCUCAAAGCCUUGGUGCUGCUACGCCGCAACUUGCGAUGGACAUGAGUGCAGUGAGCAAGUGGUUUGACUUGCGGCUAGAGCAAUCUUCAAAGGGCUCCGGAGCCGCGCUGCUUUGUUACAAGGAAUGCGCCUCCAAUAUCA